Molecule: messenger RNA, 252 nt
Organism: Plasmodium inui San Antonio 1
Lineage: Eukaryota; Apicomplexa; Aconoidasida; Haemosporida; Plasmodiidae
Exons: 1
Source: RefSeq, a predicted model, not a curated record
AAAACAAAAAGGAAGGUGCAUCACAAUGUUACGGAAGAAGAAAUUCUAAUAAAGAGGCAUGACAUACAGUACAACAUAUCAACGAGGAUGAACCCAGAAUGGUUUCUUCACAAUGAUGUGACCUCAAGAAAAAUUUUCACAAUAAUCGCGGCAAGGAAUAUCUUCAGAAGGACGAGACAAGAAAACGUCGGGCAGCUAGCAGGAGAAGAAAGCAUCUUCAUAAAGAAAAUAGAACACGAAACAGCAUCUUAG